Molecule: messenger RNA, 1572 nt
Organism: Didymodactylos carnosus
Lineage: Eukaryota; Metazoa; Rotifera; Eurotatoria; Philodinida; Philodinidae
Source: the annotation of a GenBank genome assembly
AUGGUUGAAUCCUUAUAUAGAAUGGGUGAACACAAUGCAUGUAUUCAAUAUUGUCAGAAUAUGAUUGAGUACUUUCUUCAAUCAAGUUUUGAUCAUCAUACAGAUGAUCUUAUCGUUUGGUAUAGUUCAUUAGGUUGUUCAUAUAAAGCCGUAUAUGACUAUGAUCUUGCAAUUGAAACACAUUAUAAAGCACUUGAACUUGCAAAGGACAAUUCAGCAUUAGCUCGAAUAUAUUAUGAUAUAGGCGGUGCUUAUCAAGGAAAAGGAGAUACGAAAAAAGAAGUCAAUGUUGACAAAGCAUUUGAAUACUAUCUAAAGUCAUUACAGUACAUUGAUACAAAUCAUGAUACUAUUUUCAAAACUAAGUUAUACCAUAAUCUUGGUUUGAUAUAUUUGGAUAAAAAUAUGUAUAAUAAAGCAGAUAUGUAUUUGCAAGAAGCACUUAAUAUUCAGCUGAAGUUAUUACCAUCAGGUCAUUCUUAUUUGGCUGCAACGUAUUUAAGUAUGGGUAAAAUGAGUUUACAUCAAAGAGAAUACGAUCAAGCAUUAAAAUAUUUUCAAUUAGCACUUGAUACAUAUAAAAAAUCCCGUUUAUUCAACCAUGCCAGUAUUAGAGACCUUUAUGAAAAAAUUGCUGCUACCUAUUAUCAAAAAGGUGAAUAUAUUAUGGCAUUAAAAAGUUACGAAAAAAUUUUAUCAAUAUGUCACAAAUAUUCAAUAUCACCUAAUUAUGCGACAAUGGCUAGAACAUAUGAAAAUAUUGUACGAUAUGUUUAUCUGAAACAGAGUGAUGCAAAAUCAGCAGUAUUCUAUGCUGAAAAAGCACUAGAAGUACGUCUUAAAUAUUUAACGGAUGAACAGAUACUAAUUUUUAAAAGUUAUCAUCUUCUUGGACUAUUAUAUAGUUUUGUAUAUAAUCCAGACAAACAAAUUUAUGAUGAAUAUAUUUCAUUGUCAUUAGAAAAUAUGAAUAAAGCUUUAUCGAUACUGUUAGUAAUUAAACCAAUAAAUUAUGAUUAUUUUUCUUCUGUUUAUCAUAAUCUUGGCGUGAUUCAUCGAUUGGUUGAAAAUUAUAAAUUAGCAUUAGAGUGUUUAAAUAAAAGUAUUGAAAUAGGAUUAGAGCAUAACCGUUUACCAAACGCCCUUGCAUCUACCUAUGACGCUAUUGCACAAGUUUAUACAACUAUUGAAAAUUAUGAUUUAGCUCUAUCAAACAUGGAUAAAGUUCUUGAUAUAUUUCAGGCAACAUUGCCUGCAGCUGAUAACAAUAUUAUAAGAGUCCAUACGACACUAGGAAGUUUACAUAAAUAUAAAAAAAAUUAUUUGAAAUCAAUGUAUCAUUUCACUAAAGCCUUUCAUCUACAUGCAAUGAUUUAUACACCCUAUAGAACGUCAUCAUACCUUAAAAUAUUAUGUAGAAAUUUAGAUGAGAUUUGUCGGAUUCUCAAUAGUAACCAUUCACAAAGAUCACAGUUUAGUGUUGUGGCUGAACAAGAAGAAGAAAAGUUAAUCCGUUUAGAACAUGACAGUGAUUGUUGUCAUAAGUACCUUUUAACAUUUGAUAUAAAGUAA